Prunus armeniaca (apricot) is the source of this 870-nucleotide messenger RNA. Lineage: Eukaryota; Viridiplantae; Streptophyta; Magnoliopsida; Rosales; Rosaceae. The record is from the annotation of a GenBank genome assembly.
AUGGUUGCCAUUAAAAGAGCUAAAAGGGAAUCUAUGCAGGGUGGGAUUGAGUUCAAAGCUGAGGUUGAGCUUCUAUCAAGAGUACAUCAUAAGAAUCUGGUCAGCCUUGUUGGUUUUUGUUUGGAGAAAGAUGAACAAAUGUUGGUAUAUGAGUAUGCUCCCAAUGGAAGUUUGCGGGAUAGCCUUUCAGAAAAUAUCUACGCAGGAAAGUCAGGAGUGUGGUUAGACUGGAAGAGGAGGCUUAAAGUAGCUCUUGGUGCAGCAAGAGGUCUGGCAUAUCUUCAUGAACAUGCAAACCCUUCCAUUAUACACCGGGACAUUAAACCAAACAACAUCCUACUUGAUAAAGAUUUAAAUGCAAAAGUUGCUGACUUUGGCCUCUCCAAGUCAAUGGUCGAUAGUGGAACGCAUCACGUGACUACUCAAGUUAAAGGGACAAUGGGCUACUUGGAUCCUGAAUAUUACAUGACUCAACAGUUGACUGAGAAGAGUGAUGUUUAUAGUUUUGGUGUGGUGAUGUUGGAGUUGAUAACUGCUAGACGGCCAAUAGAGCGAGGCAAGUAUGUAGUGAGAGUGGUUCAGAUGGCAAUGGAUAAGACAAAAGAUUUGUACAACCUUCAGAAAAUUCUUGACCCAGCCAUUGGUUUGGGAAGAGAGCUGAAAGGUUUGGAAAACUUUGUUGAUUUGGCAAUGUUGUGUUUAGAAGACUUGCAAGCUAAAAGACCUAGAAUGGGGGAAGUGGUGAAAGAGAUCGAGAACAUAAUACAGCUUGCUGCUUUGAACACCAGUGAUAUUUCAGCAUCAACUUCAGGGAGUUCUGAGAAUGUGAAUAAGGACCUACAAAGAGGGGUUUUCAUCCUUCAAAGAUAG